Molecule: messenger RNA, 3403 nt
Organism: Pecten maximus
Lineage: Eukaryota; Metazoa; Mollusca; Bivalvia; Pectinida; Pectinidae
Product: serine hydroxymethyltransferase, cytosolic-like
Exons: 8
Coding region: 123-1532 (469 amino acids)
Biological process (GO): tetrahydrofolate interconversion; purine nucleobase biosynthetic process; L-serine catabolic process
Cellular component (GO): nucleus; cytoplasm; cytosol
Molecular function (GO): serine binding; pyridoxal phosphate binding; zinc ion binding
Source: RefSeq, a predicted model, not a curated record
AGUCUAUAAAUCCCGGGAAAACAGCAAUUUCGUCCUUCUUGCUUCAAAGUGCAGAGGAGUGCACAUGUGUUUUGCAGGGCGGGAAUACGAAACAAAACAUUGAACUUGAAAGAACGUGAAUCAUGAACGGUAUAGGAGAUCACUGGAACAUGACUACAGAUAUCCGAGUGGAAGAUCCUGAGAUUUCACAGAUAAUCGUUAAUGAAAAGGAGCGACAAAGAAAGGGACUUGAACUGAUUGCCUCGGAGAACUUUACUAGCAAGGCAGUUCACCAAGCUUUAGGAUCAUGUCUGACCAACAAGUACUCUGAGGGUCAACCAGGUCAAAGGUACUAUGGUGGAAAUGAGUUUAUUGACCAGAUUGAGGUGUUGUGCCAGAAGAGGGCGUUAGAGGCUUAUGGAUUAGAUAGUGACAAAUGGGGAGUAAAUGUACAACCUCUGUCUGGAUCACCUGCCAACUUCGCUGUAUACACUGCCUUGGUGGGGCCUCAUGGACGCAUCAUGGGUCUUUAUCUACCUGACGGAGGUCACCUCAGCCAUGGCUUCAUGACCCCAUCUAAAAAGAUAUCAGCCACGUCCGUUUACUUUGAGUCCUUCCCCUAUAAAGUUGAUCCCGCAACUGGACUCAUUGAUUAUGACCGCCUCCAUGAAAAUGCCAAAAUGUUCCUUCCAAAGAUGAUUGUAGCUGGUGUGAGUUGUUAUUCAAGAAACCUUGACUACAAACGAUUCCGUGAGAUUGCCAAUGAGAACGAUGCUUACCUAUUGGCUGACAUGGCCCAUGUUAGUGGUUUAGUUGCUGCUGGUCUCGUUUCAAAUCCUUUUGAAUACUGUGACAUAGUAACUACCACAACCCACAAGACUCUCCGAGGGCCUCGAUCCGGAAUCAUUUUCUACAGGAAAGGUGUGAGGAAAGUACUGAAGAACGGAAAUCAAGUCAUGUAUGACAUGGAAAAGAAGAUAAACGAGGCAGUUUUUCCAGGGCUUCAGGGAGGACCUCACAACCAUCAGAUAGCUGGUGUUGCUGUAGCCCUGAAACAGGCAUGCACACCAGAAUUCAAGACUUACCAACAACAAGUCAUCAGUAAUGCCAGGGCCAUGUGUGCAGCUAUGCAAAAAAGAGGAUACACCAUUGUGACCGGUGGAACGGACAAUCAUCUGAUUUUGGUAGACCUUCGCCCUAACAAGAUUGAUGGAGCCCGUGGUGAGAAAAUCCUUGAGGAAAUAGGCAUUGCAAUCAACAAGAACACUUGCCCAGGGGACAAGAGUGCCCUGAAACCAAGUGGCCUGAGGAUAGGAACACCAGCUCUCACAUCCAGGAAUUUGAAAGAAGCAGAUUUUGAACAAGUUGUCGAGUUUAUUGACAGAGGAAUCAAGCUGGCUUUGGAAAUCCAGUCGAACUGUGGACCCACUGUCAAGGAGUUCAAUGCAAAAAUUCAUGAGGAUGAAGCUGUGAAGACAAAAAUAGCAGCACUCAAGCAAGGGGUGGAGUCUUUUGCACUGACCUUCCCUCUGCCUGGUCACGAGGACUGGUAGAGAGUCCAAGACUAAAAAAAGGAUUAGUAGACAACCUGUUUUUGAACUUAACAUAAAACCCAAAGUUAUACAGGUUGUUUACUGUACUGUUGUGUAUGAGAAAAUAUUGUGAAGAAACUACAAGUGUUUGUAUCCAGCCAUUCAUCAUAUUGUGCAGUGUCUUAUUAGUUGAUAAUAUUUUUAUUUCCAAACAAUAUAUAUGAGGAGAUUUGUAUUGAGUUGUACUGAAAUCAGCAUAUAAUAGUUGAAUGGAGUUGUACUGAAAUCAGCAUGUAAUAGUUAGAGUUGUACUGAAAUCAACAUGUAAUAUAUCAUGUGUAUAUAUAUACCUGGAUAGAUGAAAGAGUGUCUACAUACUAAUCUCUAAAUUUCAUUUGAUGUGCCUUAAACUUGGCAGACUUCACCAUGACCAUUGACAUUGUGAAUGCUUAUAUACCAAUGCUGUAAUUUUUGACAAGAUUUUGUCAUUCUUUUUGCAUUUAAUCAUAUUUUAACAACUAAAACUAAACUGAAUAUAAAUGGGGGGAAAAGGUUGUUCAAAAAGAUGAAGAUUUCUGUAAAGAUAACAAAUUUACAUUCGUUGAUUUGAAACCAGUUACAUGUAUGUUUGAAUAAUAUCAUACUUGCAAAAUCAUCCUCCCUUUUGAGGAUGAGAGAUUUUCGAGCCAGAAAUAUAGUUUCAAAAAACUUCAAAAUGUUCAAAUCCACUCACUGUAAAUGUACAUGUAUUUAUUUUUGCACAUGCACUCAUAGUUUUUAGCACAAACCUAAAUUAAAACAGAUUAUUGAAAAGGUGAAUUAGAACAUCAAAAAUUAUUACCACAGAAACCAAUGUAGAAAACUAUAAUUAUCGCAAUGAUAAUUCAGUAGAAUACUUGUGGUCUGAAAAAAUUCUACAUUAAGAUAAACACUUAUAUAUGUACGUUUACAGUAGUCGAGAAGAGCAGCUUCAUAUACAUGGUUUUAAGCUACAAUUUCAGUUUCCUAAGACGUCUUUAAUUGUACUUGUCCUUUCUGGUUUGUAUUAUGAGGCAUGCUAUUCACAAAUGGCACACAUGGUAAGAUUUUUGUAUUUCAUGGGUCAUUUCAUUGAGUCCAGUGGAUCAAUUUGAGAUUAACAAUGCAAAAUAUUUUUAUUUAUCUUUAGGAAUGUAGAAUCUCAGAUUUAAUUUAUUUUUGUUCGUACUAAGCUUUUAUGAAAUUGAUAUACAGUGGUUAUUCUUCUAUAACUUACAUCAAUAUUGUAAUGUAAGUUGAUUUUAAAGGGACUGAACAGUUAGAUUUUAACAUUCAAAAGUAUGUUAAAAGUUGUGCACGGUGCUAAUAUACAAGUUGAUUCAGCAAGUAAAAAAAGAACGAAAUCUAACCCUCAAGUUCAUUUAACUAUCAGCUACUGUAUAUUCUAUUAUAAACGGGAUCGUGGGUGAUCUUUGUAUGUUUGUACACAAUGUGUAUGUAUUUUUUUUUUUUUAUGUUCAAUAUUUCAAAAUGAUAAGUUUAAUGGUUUAUUCAUUUUGUUAAAUGUGACUUGGGAAGAAAAUUGUAAUCUGUUGGGUUAUUAGAAUAUAUUGGUGCCAAUGUAUCAUUUUUUCCAUUUAUCAUUACUGGGGUAAUGGCUUUAACACGCAAGAUCAACAAGUCAAACAUUGUGAAAUAUCAUAAACCAUUGUUGAAAAAUUAAUCUUGAUUAAUGUCUCGCCCUAGAACAGGUUGUGGCAUGAAAAUCCUGAUAAUCAAUGUAUCGUGUACUUGCAUAAUUUCUAUUGACAUGUAAUCAUGUUAUGUGAUAAAUGAAACCCUUCAUGUAAUCUGUUGAGAUUACUUCCUCAUUACUCAUUUUGCAUUAAAAUAAAUCCAUGGAUUUGAAAUUG